AUGUGUUGUGACGUUAUUUGCGGUGUUUCAGGAAACGAUCACUUCACCGUACCUCGGUCUAGAAGUUACGACGACGUGGCCAAUUUUGCGAAAUGUCGUCCGAGCAAAAAGCAACACUGUGCGCAGUUGAAGUCCGACAAAACUCGGCUGUCAGAUUUCAAUGUUGCCGACUGGGAUUCAUCGGCGAAAAGCAACGGCAACCUGUCGGUGUUUUGGAAGCAAGCAAUUUACGCCGAGAAGCCGCAAUUGGUGGCCGCUUCUCAAAGACCCAACGGUUUCACGAAACUUCAACAUUCCGCGUCGUGGUCAGCGUGGGACAGCGUGGUACGUUGUAUUCUGUCCGACUCUAAUGGCCACGACGUGUGCCGCGCGGCUUCACCUCCAAGAUAUUUGCAAAGCAAUCAUAUGCGGAACGGUGACGACAAUUCUGACAGUAUGCCAAGGAGGUCGAUGUCGAUGCACGAACGGCAGGUACGACGAAAAAGGGAUCGCGAUUUAGACAGACUCCCAGAAACGCGGGAUUCACGACCAAAUUUCACUGAACUGGACUCUGUGGUCGACAAUAUGGCGAAAAGCGGCGAGCGAACUCCUGAUUUGGGAAAACCUCUGAUCAGCGAGGCCGAUGCCAGCAGAAGAUUGGAACGGCUCAGAAUCACUACAUCUUCUUCUGCCAACCAACCGCAUACUAAAGGAAACGUUGGUCAGCGUCCGUCAUCGGGACUCACAGAGCGCACAGCCAGGGACAUUGGCUUCCUGCCAUUUUCCAGCACCAGGCAUAAAAGUAUUCCACGAGAAUGGAGCAUAUCACAUGAAAAGCUGGAACGACUGAAGCAGCUGUCAAACUCUCUAUCUUGCUCAGUCGCCAGAAGAGUUUCGCAGUUCGAUAACAAAACCAUGUGGCAGCAGGCACAAAGUUUCGUCGCAAAUGAGGAGAUGAAGGUAGUUUGA
Molecule: messenger RNA, 948 nt
Organism: Soboliphyme baturini
Lineage: Eukaryota; Metazoa; Nematoda; Enoplea; Dioctophymatida; Soboliphymatidae
Source: the annotation of a GenBank genome assembly